Molecule: messenger RNA, 867 nt
Organism: Adineta ricciae
Lineage: Eukaryota; Metazoa; Rotifera; Eurotatoria; Adinetida; Adinetidae
Source: the annotation of a GenBank genome assembly
AUGUUACCUGCCAAUCAGAACAAAUCUCGGGCGAAUGUCUUCGUCUGUAUUGCACUAGCAGUACUUGGCUUAACGAUCAGCACAGUGGUCAUUCUCUCGUUGAUUCCAGUGUAUUUAGAAGAUCCAUCGACAGCAAAAUCUCGUUCACGCAGAUCAGUUGGUGAAGCAUUCGAUGGUAGUUCAUAUGUUGUUGAAGGCUGGCGAAUCAAAUGGAAAAGAGCAGCAGAACAGUGGCAUUUACCAAUAGUAAAUCAGUUAAACACCAUAUCGCGAGAUGUUGAUUGUAUUGGUAUAGUAUCUAAUGAGUUAAACUAUAAAAUAGUGACUCAUUAUUCACAAUCUUAUCGGUAUUACUGUUUCAAUUGGAUAACUAAAAGAUCACAGGAGAUAUCUUCUGUAUCUUUUGUAUUUAACAGUAACGAAAAAAAGUACAUUUACAUUGAUGAUAUCACUUUCAACUCUACACCAAAUCUAAUUAUAAAUGGAGAUUUUGAACGAACAAUGCUCAAUGAAUGGUCUUGCGGUAAUCAAUCCUGUUCGACGAAUCAUGUACAGAAUGAAGUCAAGUCAGGACAAUACACUUUUCGUACACAUGGCACACUUGUCCUUAAACAACUGUUAUCCAAACCUAUUGAAAGCAGUGGUGAACCGUAUCAGUUGAGUUUUUGGAUGAAAAAUGAUUGUCAUCCCUCGAAUCCCUGUACGCAUCUCUCAAUCGAUGUCUAUUCACAGCACACAGUCUGCAGCUCCGUUCGUUCGUUCAGUCAAAUCAAAAUCGCACUUCGACUGAAAUUCUACACAGCAGCUGGUGUAUAUUCGUAUUUCCUAUCUAUAUACAGCACUGUUUGGGCAAGUUUAGCACCGUAA